CCGGCGGAGAGGUGCCGCUCAGGGGCGUGGCUGCCACCGAGCAUCCUGUGGCUAGCGGAGCCGGAGCUCCAACCCGGCUUUGUUCCGGCCGCUGCCUCCUCCGGCCCCAGGCGUCUGGAUCCCUCUCUCGCCUCCCUGCCGCCUCCUCCUGCCCCCUUCCUUCAUCUGGGCCCGCCACCCCUUCCUCAACCUCUGAGCCCUGACUCUGCCCUCGCUCCUCCCCCAAACUUCUGGCCGGUGCCCUUGCCUGGUAUCCUCCUCUGCACUCCUCCUCCUGCAUCUUCUUCCCCCUGGUCCCCUCGCGGGUCCCGCUUUUCCCAAGGUCCAGGCCUCUCCGCCCAGCCCCGCUCCUCCAGGCCGGGGAUGUCCCCCGCAGGCCCGCGCCCAUGGUCCUGACGCUGCUGUUCUCCGCCCACCGGCUGUGUCGCUUCUUCGCCAUGUCAGGGCCACGGCCGGGCGCCGAGCGGCUGGCGGUGCCAGGGUCGGAUGGGGGCGGUGGCGCGGGCCCGUGGUGGGCUGCGGGCGGCCGCGGGCCCCGCGAGGUGUCGCCUGGGGUGGGCUGCGAGGUGCAGGGCGCCCUGGAGCGCGCGCUGCCGGAGUUGCAGCAGGCGCUGUCGGCGCUGAAGCAGGCGGGCGGCGCGCGGGCCGUGGGCGCCAGCCUGGCCGAGGUCUUCCAGCUGGUGGAGGAAGCCUGGCUGCUGCCGGCCGUGGGCCGCGAGGUGGCCCAGGGUCUGUGCGACGCCAUCCGCCUGGACGGUGGCCUCGACCUGCUGUUGCGGCUGCUGCAGGCGCCGGAGCUGGAGACUCGCGUGCAGGCCGCGCGCCUGCUGGAGCAGAUCCUGGUGGCUGAGAACCGGGACCGCGUGGCGCGCAUCGGGCUGGGCGUGAUCCUGAACCUGGCGAAGGAGCGCGAACCCCUGGAGCUGGCGCGGAGCGUGGCAGGCAUCUUGGAGCACAUGUUCAAGCACUCGGAGGAGACGUGCCAGCAGCUGGUGGCCGCCGGCGGCCUGGACGCGGUGCUGUACUGGUGCCGCCGCACGGACACCGCGCUGCUGCGACACUGCGCGCUGGCUCUGGCCAACUGCGCGCUGCACGGGGGCCAGGCGGUGCAGCGGCGCAUGGUGGAGAAGCGCGCCGCCGAGUGGCUCUUCCCGCUCGCCUUCUCCAAGGAGGACGAGCUGCUGCGGCUGCACGCCUGCCUCGCGGUGGCGGUGUUGGCAACCAACAAGGAGGUGGAGCGCGAGGUGGAGCGUUCGGGCACGCUGGCGCUCGUGGAGCCGCUUGUGGCCUCUCUGGACCCCGGCCGCUUCGCCCGCUGCCUGGUAGACGCCAGCGACACAAGCCAGGGCCGUGGGCCAGACGACCUGCAGCGCCUCGUGCCGCUGCUCGACUCGUCGCGCUUGGAGGCGCAGUGCAUCGGGGCUUUCUACCUCUGCGCUGAGGCUGCCAUCAAGAGCCUGCAAGGCAAGACCAAGGUGUUCUGCGAGAUCGGGGCCAUCCAGAGCCUGAAACGCCUCGUUUCCUACUCCACUAAUGGCACCAAGUCGGCGCUGGCCAAGCGCGCGCUGCGCCUGCUGGGCGAGGAGGUGCCGCGGCCCAUCCUGCCCUGCGUGGCCAGCUGGAAGGAGGCGGAGGUCCAGACGUGGCUGCAGCAGAUCGGCUUCUCCCAGUACUGCGACAGCUUCCGGGAGCAGCAGGUAGAUGGCGACCUGCUCCUGCGGCUCACGGAGGAGGAACUCCAGAACGACCUGGGCAUGAAGUCGGGCAUCACUCGCAAGAGGUUCUGUAGGGAGCUCACGGAGCUCAAGACCUUCGCCAACUACGCCAUGUGCGACCGCAGCAACCUGGCCGACUGGCUGGGCAGCCUGGACCCGCGCUUCCGCCAGUACACCUACGGCCUGGUCAGCUGUGGCCUGGACCGCUCCCUGCUGCACCGCGUGUCGGAGCAGCAGCUCCUGGAGGACUGUGGCAUCCGCCUGGGCGUGCACCGCGCCCGCAUCAUCACAGCCGCCAGAGAAAUGCUACACUCUCCGCUGCCCUGCACUAGCUGCAAGCCCAGUGGGGACACCCCAGAUGUCUUCAUCAGCUACCGCCGGAACUCAGGCUCUCAGCUGGCCAGCCUCCUGAAAGUGCACCUGCAGCUGCACGGCUUCAGUGUCUUCAUUGAUGUGGAGAAGCUAGAAGCAGGAAAGUUCGAGGACAAGCUCAUCCAGAGUGUCAUGGGUGCCCGCAACUUUGUGCUGGUGCUGUCAGCUGGGGCACUGGACAAGUGCAUAGGCGACCAUGACUGCAAGGACUGGGUGCACAAGGAGAUUGUGACUGCUUUAAGCUGUGGCAAGAACAUUGUGCCAGUCAUUGAUGGCUUCGAGUGGCCUGAGCCUCAGGUCCUGCCUGAGGACAUGCAGGCGGUGCUUACCUUCAAUGGCAUCAAGUGGUCCCACGAGUACCAGGAGGCCACCAUUGAGAAGAUCAUCCGCUUCCUGCAGGGCCGCUCCUCCCGGGACUCGUCUGCGGGCUCCGACACCAGUUUGGAGGGUGCUGCACCCAUGGGCCCGACCUAACCAGUCCCCAGCUCCCAAGCCCUGCUGUGACGCCCAUUCCCAUCAUCCUGAGGGAGCAGCUCCUCCACCCGGCCUCCCCGGGCUGAGACCACCUGGGCUCUGCUCAGAAAUGGCUCUCCCUGUCUCUACCCCAUGGCCUGCCUGAAACCCACGUUCCUCAGGGUCUGGGAAGGGAAGGGCAGUGGCGUGGGGAGCAUUACACCUCCCAGGCCCUGUCCUCAGUGCCUCUGUCUCAGGCGUGGGGAGGGUCCCUGCUCAGUUCUGGAGACACAGCAGCCAGCUUGAGGAGGGGAAGGCAGGCAGCCUUCAGCAGGAGUCAGGGCAGGGCCCGGCCCUCUCAGCCUGGGCCCAGGAGCCAGCCGGGGAAGAGAGUCCGACGUGGCUCUCUACCCGGACUGUGCCUGGGUCCUGGGCUCACCACCUCCUUCCGUUCUGUGGCCUUGCCCCACAACCACCUAUUGCCCCUAGCCAUCCCGGCUAGGUCCCGGGUCCCCACCCAGCCUUCCUUUGAUGUGGUCUCCUUAGCCACAUCUGAGGCCAGAGGUGGGCCAAAGGGGCCCUUGCUCUGACUGGUCGGUAACUUGCUGGUGCACAAGAGCCUCCAACUUGGGCCAGGGCCUGGGCCCGGGCACGGAGAGGCCCUGUCUCAAAGCCCACCCUACCCCAGGCCUCGGUGCCGUGCCUCAGGCUCCUGCCUGGUCUGGCCCCCCCCCAGCUGCCCACUCACUCGCUCAGGGACCUGGUGGCCCCCAUGACAGCAACGCUUUGAGCAGCAAGUCUCUAAAACAUGAAUCCCUCGCAAAUCUUUGCCAUUUCCCAAGCACUCCACUCCAUGGUCCCUGCAGUCACCAGGGCAACCCUGGCGGUACUAUCGUCUCCAUUCCACAGAUAAAGACAUUGAGGCUCAGAAAGGCUGAGUGAUAAGCCUCGUUUCCCAAGUCAUUAGUGGCAGUCCCAGAUCCAGACUGAGGCCUCCUGGCACCCGGUCCACUGCGGGGGGACUGCUCUCCCGAGAAAGAUCCUGGGGGCUGCGCCCUGGGCAGGGCUAUUACUUCGUCCCUGCCCCAAAGAAUCCAGCAGUGGGGGGUAGGAUUUUGCAAGGAAAGGCUAACCAGGGGCCAUACAGAGCAGGAAUGUCCCUCUGCCCCUCCUUCCACUGGGGUCAGAAGGCAAGAAAGUACCCUCCCUGCGAUAAGCCCAGACUCCAGCCAGCGGGGCAGCUGGAACCUGCCCUGCCUCUUCCCACCAAGGGCUGCGAGUUCACAUGUCAAGGCUGGCUCAGCUCCCAGCCCCCUCCCUGCCAUGCUGGCCAGGUCACUCCUAGCUCUCGGGGCACAUCAUCAGAGCUGAGGCCUCACCCCAGCUUUGGGACUCCUUCCUUCCACUCCUUUCCCUGCCAAAGGUACUGUCCUCAGCCAGUCCCCCACCCUGACUCUUUGGCUACACUUGAUCCUACCUUCCUCGUGCAGCACAAGGGCUCACCGGUGCCGGUUCCAGGGCUGGGUCGUGGAUGCAAUGAAUGGGGCAGAUCGGACACUGCCCUCACAGUAACAAUACAGUGUAUGAGUAUCUCCAGG
This is a messenger RNA of Microcebus murinus (gray mouse lemur), 4138 nucleotides long. It is a transcript of the gene SARM1, whose product is annotated as sterile alpha and TIR motif containing 1. Gene Ontology annotation, molecular function: protein binding; signaling adaptor activity; NAD+ nucleosidase activity. Gene Ontology annotation, biological process: negative regulation of MyD88-independent toll-like receptor signaling pathway; response to axon injury; signal transduction. NCBI's taxonomy places the organism in Eukaryota, Metazoa, Chordata, Mammalia, Primates, Cheirogaleidae. Gene Ontology annotation, cellular component: dendrite. The record is from RefSeq and is a predicted model, not a curated record.